AUGAACCCCCUCAUCCUCCUCACCACCCUCUUCUCCAUCCUCGCGUUCGGCGCCGCUCUCCCAGCCAAUGCUCCCGCGGCCGCAGUCACCGUCUCCUUCGCAGGCAACACCGAGUGCGCUCCCGGCAACAUUCCUGAAGCCAGCGUCUCCGGCUGCGUCACCUUCCCACCCGGCACGCAGAGCCUGCGCGUCACGGGCGUGCAAGGCGGUGGCAUUCGGUACAACAGCCGUACUGCGCGUCUACAACAGCGCUGA
Messenger RNA from Didymosphaeria variabile, 255 nucleotides. RefSeq lists its product as uncharacterized. The record is from RefSeq and is a predicted model, not a curated record. NCBI's taxonomy places the organism in Eukaryota, Fungi, Ascomycota, Dothideomycetes, Pleosporales, Didymosphaeriaceae. Bases 1 to 255 code for a protein of 84 amino acids. The transcript is spliced from 2 exons.